Molecule: messenger RNA, 588 nt
Organism: Salvia miltiorrhiza (redroot sage)
Lineage: Eukaryota; Viridiplantae; Streptophyta; Magnoliopsida; Lamiales; Lamiaceae
Exons: 3
Coding region: 1-588 (195 amino acids)
Molecular function (GO): nucleic acid binding
Source: RefSeq, a predicted model, not a curated record
AUGUUAUUCGACGGAAAAAUAGGGAUUUGGCCGUUUACAGAACUGGUGCCUGCUAAAAGGAACAGCAAAAACAGGGAGGCUGGAACUUUGGAGUUAAAACCAAUCGAGAGCAUAACAAAGCAAGUCACAAAGCAUUGUUUUAUCAAUAAGAUGAUACCAGCCAUAAAGCUUAAAUGGCCAGCAUUUGCAAGCAAAGUGAUUUUCAUUCAACAAGACAAUGCAAGGCCUCACAUCAAGGAUGAUGAUCCAGAUUUUAGGCAGAGAAAAAAACAAAGCUUGCAAACAGAAAAUGUGUGCAACAAUGUGGAGGAGCUAGUAGCUACAGUUGAGAAGUCAUAUGAAGACCUCUCACCUACUACUCUAAACAAUGUGUUUUUGAGUCUUCAAGGAUGCAUGGUCGAAAUGAUGAAGGUGAAAGGACACAAUGCGUACAAGAUACCACACAUGAAGAAGGGCACACUCAUUAGGCAAAAUGAACUUCCAAUAAAUUUGGAAGUGUCUAGUGAGUUAGUGAAGGAAUGCCUACAAUAUCUUGUGGAUAAUGGUUGUGAGGAGGGCAUGGGCAUCGGCAUAGACUUAAGUAUAUGA